Pseudophryne corroboree (corroboree frog) is the source of this 2508-nucleotide messenger RNA. RefSeq lists its product as uncharacterized. The transcript has 3 exons. Gene Ontology annotation, molecular function: GTP binding; protein binding. The coding region runs from base 97 to 2241 and encodes 714 amino acids. Lineage: Eukaryota; Metazoa; Chordata; Amphibia; Anura; Myobatrachidae. The record is from RefSeq and is a predicted model, not a curated record.
UAUAAACAGUAUUUAUUCAUUAUCAGUCAUAGUGAUCCAUCCACUGCCUGCUCCUUUCUCUGGAUUCUCAGGAUUUGUUGGAACACUUAAACCAUCAUGUCAGAAUGCCCAAUGCUCUCUGGUGCAGAAGGGGAAAUAAAAAGAAAAGAAGAUGAAGAAAAAUGGAAAAAAGACAAAGGUAUAACAUUGAGUAACCCAGGACUCAGUGCUGCCAGUGAUGUUGCAGAAGAUGAGAGAACCUUUCCCACUAGUCCACCUGAAGCCAUACUCGUCACUGCUGAACUCUCCUCUCUUAUAUUGCAUUUCAAGGAACCAACUAUAAUCGGAGAUGGAGCCACAAUAACUGAGUAUAAAGUCGAAUACAAGGAAAAAGAUGAAAAGCAAGAUGGGAGGUGGCUGGAAUAUAGAUCAGGAAGGAAAGUAGAAUUUUGUAUUAUUGAGGGGCUAAAGCCAAUGACAUUUUACACAUUACGUGUGUCAGCCAUAUGUGGUGACUCUGAGGCCAGUGCUCCCAGUGAUGAGAUUGUAAUUAUGACAAAAAAGGAAAGAUCCUAUUAUGACAAACAUCAACAUAUUAAAGAAAAUAUGCUUACAAAGGGAACAGAAGAGGGAAAUCCCUCCAUAUAUCAGCUGAACACAGAUCUUUGUGACUCUGGAUAUCGUAAGUACAGUUUGGGAAAAGAAAACCUACAGAUACAUAAUAAAGUUAUUCUAUUAGUAGGAGCUACAGGAUCAGGGAAAACAACCCUGAUCAAUGGGAUGGCCAACUAUAUCUUGGGUGUGGAAUGGAAAGAUGACUUUAGGUUCAAACUUGUACACGAGGUUACAGGUAAAUCUCAAGCUCACAGCCAGACCUCUCUAGUUACAGCCUACAAGAUGAACCAUGAAAGUGGCUACCAAAUACCGUAUUCCCUCACUGUUAUAGACACACCAGGGUUUGGAGACACACGGGGAAUAGAGCAGGACAAGAAGGUCACAGAGGACAUCCAUGCAUUUUUUACAGCGGACAAUGGCAUUGAUCAGAUAGACGCUGUGUGCUUUGUAGUUCAGGCAUCUUUGGCUCGGCUGACACACACCCAGAAAUAUAUUUUUAAUACUGUUUUUUCAAUCUUUGGGAAAGAUAUCAGAGACAACAUACUGAUCCUGAUCAACUUCUCAGAUGGAGCAAAACCUCCAGUACUGGAGGCCAUAAAGGAUGCUGACAUCCCCUGCCCUGUGGACAGUAAAGGUGACCCCGUUCACUACAAAUUCAACAAUUCAGCUCUAUUCGCUUGCAAUCAGGCCAGUAACAUGAGCUUUGAUGAGAUGUUCUGGAUGAUGGGGGAGCAAAGUAUGAGAACAUUUUUCAGCUAUCUGAGUAAAAUAGAAACAAAAAGUCUGACUCUGACCAAGGAAGUCCUCAUGGAAAGGAAACAACUUGAGAUUACUGUUCAGGCCUUACAGCCACAGAUAACGGCUGGGCUAAUGAAACUGGAUGAAAUCAGAAGGACACAGGAAGCUCUGCAGCAGAACAAGGACCGAAUGGCGGCAAAUGAGGACUUUGAGUAUGAGGUCACCAUUACUGUUCCAGUACAAAGAGACAUUACAGGCAGCUUCAUAACCAACUGCCAGCAAUGUCACUUUACCUGUCACUAUCCCUGUCAGAUUGCUGAUGACAAAGAGAAAUCUGGUUGUUAUGCUAUGUCGAAUGGAUACUGUAGAGAAUGCCCAGGUAAAUGUAUCUGGAAUGUUCAUUUCAAUCAGAAGUAUAAGUGGGAGUAUGUGACCCAAACAGAAAAAAGAACAUACGAUGAGUUGAAAAAAAUUUAUCAAGAAGCUUCUGGAGAGGUGAUGGAUGGAGAAAAGCUGUUCAAUAAACUAAAUGAGGAAUAUAAUAAUGUGAAAGUAGUUGUGUUUGGUCUUAUUGACCAGUCCUCCAAGAGUCUGAAGCGCCUCCGUGAAAUUGCUUUGGUACCAAACCCUCUGUCAACCACAGAACACAUUGAUCUGAUAAUACAGAGUGAGCAACAAGAAGCCAAACCAGGAUAUCAGGAGAGAAUCCAGUCCCUGAUGGAGGUCAGACAGCAGGCAAUGUUGUUAGAGAAGAUAGAGAGGGGGGAAGAGCUGCUGCCUGAUGAGCAGAAAAGCUAUUCCAUAAUGGUUAUGUUUAAUGCUGUCAAGGAUAAAGCUAAAAAAGCUACAAAAACAGUGCUUUCCUUCUUCAGUAAAGAAAAAACACAAGAGACAUCACAUCAAAAGUAAUUAUUUGGAGAAAAUAUCAAUAGGAUGGCACCUACAUUCUAUCAUUUUUGAAUCUAUAAUAAUUUCUAAUCUAUAUGUAUUUUAUUUCCUAUAAUAUUGAUUCUAAUGAUUUUUGUCUCCCUAUUUUCGGAACAGACAAUUGUAAUAUGUUGUAUUUUGGUUAUAUUUUUAAGACAUCGCAAUGGUUUUAUUCAAAAGUACUCAUCAGCGCAUUAACCCUUUAAUUACAUGUUUGUAGAUAAACGUUAUAAAUAUGGAUGUCAUUAA